AUGACAACUGUAAAAUAUGAAAAAAGUUUGGAGUUGGAAGAUUCUCUGGGAACUGAACAGAGCACGGAGCCAACUGUUAUGAUUGAUGAUGGUGCCAAUGACGAUGAUGAUCCAAACUUGUGGUGUCACAACAUUAAGAAAAGGAUUUCUCCCUUUGUGAUGUCUUUUGGAUUCAGACUUUUUGGUGUAGUGCUUAUUUUUGUGGACCUUGCACUUGUGGUUAUAUCUCUGUUGGUUGGUCUCAGAUACCACUCUCUUGAGCACAUGAUUGGAAACAUCUCUCUCACUAUUGCACUCUUCUUCCUCUUUGACGUCAUCCUGCGAGUGUUCGUUGAAGGCUUCAGAAAUUACUUCAGGUCCAACCUCAAUGUUCUAGAUUGUAUCAUUGUUGUGGGCACACUGUUGAUCAACAUAGUAUAUACCUUCUCUGACUUGAGUGGGAUAAGCCAAAUUCCAAGAACAGUUGCGGUCUUUCGAAUCCUAAGGGUUAUAAUUCUAAUAAGAGUAUUUCGACUGGCUUCGGAGAAGAAACGACUUGAAAAAGUGACGCGGAGAAUGGUCUCGGAAAAUAAAAGGCGUUACAUGAAAGAUGGCUUUGAUUUGGACCUCACUUACAUCACUGCUCGUGUUAUAGCAAUGUCAUUUCCCUCUUCGGGGAAGCAGGCUUUCUACAGGAAUCCUAUACAGGAAGUUGCAGAGUUCUUGGAUACAAAACAUGAAGGCCAUUACAAAGUCUACAACCUUUGCAGUGAGCAGGGCUAUGACCCGAAGUUUUUCCAUUAUAGGGUGGAGCGGAUAUUUAUUGAUGACCAUAAUGUUCCUACUUUAGCGGAGAUGCUCAGAUUUACUGCCAAUGUGCGAGAAUGGAUGCAACAAGACAGCAACAAUAUCAUUGCAAUACACUGCAAAGGAGGGAAGGGUCGGACUGGAACUAUGGUUUGCAUUUGGCUUAUUGACAGCAACCAGUUUGAGAGUGCAAAGGAAAGCUUGGAGUACUUUGGUGAAAGGAGAACGGAUAAAAGCACAAGCUCCAAGUUUCAGGGUGUUGAAACGCCAUCCCAGAGUCGAUACGUCGAGUAUUAUGAAACUCUGAAAUUCAAGUAUGGCCUGAAGCUCCCACCAGUGAGGCUGCUUCGAAUCAAGCGCAUAAAGCUCUCCGCUAUUCAUGGAGUUGGAAAAGGCAACGGGAGUGAUUUGAGAGUGAAAAUAAUAAUGGAAAACCAAAUAGUAUUUUAUUGCAUCUGUGCAACGCAGGAAAACUGCAAGUUGUUCUUCGAUGGUGAAAAUGACUGGGUCAUCAUUGGUUUGGAAGGCUGCCCUGUCAUUAGCAAUGAUGUGAAAGUCAAAUUUGAAUCUUCUUCUGACAUUCCGAAAGGCUACGAUGACUGUGCUUUCUUCUUUUGGUUCCACACUGCCUUUAUAGAGGACCACAGACUUUAUAUUCCCAGAAAUGAAGUUGAUAACCUGAACAAGUCAAAGAUGUGGAAGAUGUUCAGAGAAAACUUUGCUGUGGAGCUGAAUUUCACUGAGCCAUAAUCAAGAGCCAGCAGUGAGAGAUUAUUAUGCAGGAUUCUUUGCCACUGCAGUGCU
This is a messenger RNA of Varanus komodoensis (Komodo dragon), 1590 nucleotides long. Its product is annotated as phosphatidylinositol 3,4,5-trisphosphate 3-phosphatase TPTE2-like. The coding region runs from base 1 to 1536 and encodes 511 amino acids. Gene Ontology annotation, cellular component: membrane; cytosol. The transcript has 18 exons. Gene Ontology annotation, biological process: dephosphorylation; monoatomic ion transport; transmembrane transport. Gene Ontology annotation, molecular function: phosphatidylinositol-3,4,5-trisphosphate 3-phosphatase activity; monoatomic ion channel activity; protein tyrosine/serine/threonine phosphatase activity. NCBI's taxonomy places the organism in Eukaryota, Metazoa, Chordata, Lepidosauria, Squamata, Varanidae. The record is from RefSeq and is a predicted model, not a curated record.